Messenger RNA from Apaloderma vittatum (bar-tailed trogon), 1581 nucleotides. It is a transcript of the gene DENND6B, whose product is annotated as DENN/MADD domain containing 6B. The annotation marks the transcript as partial. The record is from RefSeq and is a predicted model, not a curated record. Gene Ontology annotation, molecular function: guanyl-nucleotide exchange factor activity. NCBI's taxonomy places the organism in Eukaryota, Metazoa, Chordata, Aves, Trogoniformes, Trogonidae. The transcript has 19 exons. Gene Ontology annotation, cellular component: recycling endosome.
CUGGUGUACCCGUAUGACUUCAGGCUAACGGAGAAAGAGAAAACUAGUAUCUGCUACUUGUCCUUCCCGGACUCCUACUCAGGUGGCCUGGGGGAUACUCAAUUUAGCUUCCGCCUUCGUCAGUCAGGGGGACAGAGGAGCUCUCCUUAUGAGGAUGAUGGCGAGUACAAUAGAGAAGCGCCCCUGACGCUGCAGCGGGAGGCGGCUCAUUAUUUUGGUUACGUGUACUUCAGGCAAGUCAAGGACAGCUCCAUGAAGAGGGGUUAUUUUCAGAAGUCCUUGGUGCUGGUGUCACGCCUUCCGUACGUGAACUUGUUCCAGUCCUUGCUGCAGCUGAUUGCUCCGGAAUACUUCGACAAGCUGGAGCCGUGCCUGGAGGCAGUGUGCAACGAGAUCGAUCAGUGGCCGCCUCCUGUGCCGGGACAGUCUCUGAACCUUCCGGUGAUGGGAGUUGUCAUUCAGGUGAGAAUCCCAUCAAGGGUGGACAAGCCAGGAUCAAGCCCGGUGAAGCAGUUCAAUCAGGAGAAUUUGUUACCAGCCCCACUGGUUCUCCCCAGUAUUCACGAACUGGAUCUUUUCAGGUGUUUCCAGCCAGUGCUAAUCCAUAUCCAGAUGUUGUGGGAGCUGGUGUUACUGGGAGAGCCAAUUGUUGUCAUGGCACCAUCCCCUACAGUCUCUUCAGAAAUGGUUCUGGCGCUUACCAGCUGCCUUGCUCCUCUGCGGUACUGCUGUGACUACCGGCCCUAUUUUACCAUCCACGACAGUGAAUUUAAGGAGUACACCACCAGGACACAAGCUCCGCCAAACAUUGUUGUGGGAGUCACAAACCCUUUCUUUAUCAAAACUCUCCAGCACUGGCCACACAUUCUUCGGGUCGGGGAGCUCCGAAUGUCAGGAGACCUGCCCAAACAAGUUAAAGUGAAGAAGCUAGCUAAACUAAAAACUCUAGACACAAAACCAGGAAUCUAUACUUCCUAUAAAACAUUCCUUCACAAAGACAAAACCUUGAUAAAAAGAUUACUAAAGGGGAUUCAGCGGAAACGCCCGUCGGAAGUCCAGAGCGCCCUUCUGAGGCGUCACCUCCUGGAGCUCACCCAGAGCUUCAUUAUUCCUCUGGAGCAUUAUAUUGCAAGUCUGAUGCCUCUGCAGAGGGCCAUUACACCAUGGAAGAAUCCUCCCCAGAUUCGGCCUUUCCGACAGGAAGAUUUCAUGAAGACCCUGGAGCAUGCCGGUCCCCAGCUCACCUGUGUCCUGAAGGGCGACUGGCUGGGCCUCUACAGGCGUUUCUUCAGGUCUCCCAACUUUGAUGGCUGGUACCGCCAGAGGCACAAGGAAAUGACGCAGAAGCUGGAGGCCCUUCACUUGGAGGCGAUUUGUGAAGCGAACAUCGUGGCCUGGAUGAAGGACAAGUCCGAAGUGGAGAUUGUAGACCUGGUGCUAAAACUUCGUGAGAAGCUGGUAAGAGCCAGGUGCCAGCACCUCCCUGUGAAGGAGGAAACGCUGCAGCGAGUGGGCCUGUACAUUGAGACCAUCAUUGGCUCCUUGCCCGAGGACCUCCAGGCUGUGCUGCACCACCACUGA